UCAUUUUUAAUGUUCCCUUCGUCGCGUUUCUAACCUCAAAAGUGCAGAACUCGUUAAAAAUCUGGCGCCAAAAAAUCCCAAUUUUGAUUUUAAAUGAUACGCAGAAGGAAAUUAUCAUGUAUUAGUAUCACAAUAAUUGUAAUAUUUAUGUUUUCAACGUAUUAUUUACUAACAAGGUUAACAUCCACCGAAAGUGAGGUUAGGAGUGUCCACGAACAAAUUUAUUUUCACCUUGAAAAUUUACCAGAUUUGUAUAAAACGCGUAAACCGUUCGAAAACGACGCAAUUGAUAAGUUUAUAAAAAAUGUGAAUGUUGUAAGAAGCGAGGAAGUCGCAAAAGUAUGGGAAAUUGCAAAUUCGUGGGUCUCCAGUACCAAACUGGUGGACUUGGAAAGCCCCCUUUUGGGCACUGUAUUGUCGGAUUUGAAAACAGCGAAAAUAAUUAAAGCCGAUUUGUAUUCCAAAGGGACGCAAUUGAAACUUUUAUUGACUUUAGAAGGCAACCAAAACGUAGUGUUUAAACCGAAAUGGUACGAUAAGCGGCGCAUCAUCGAGGGGCCCGUCUAUGCAGGGAAAGACAGACACAGUAGUGAAAUUGUGGCAUUUUAUUUAUCAGCUCUCUUAAAUCUUCCACUAACGCCUUGUAGUGUGGAGCGCACGUUGUCUUUUUCUCAUGAUAUUGCCCCCGUGGCCACUAAACGUCUCCUCAACACUAGUUUUGAAAUUAACAACAGGACGUGCAUUUUUGGGAAAUGUUUGUACUGCAGGAGGGAAGAGCCGGUUUGUGAUGACGAGAAUUUUUCUGUAACUGGGGCUGUGAUUUUUAACGUAAAUGAGCCUUUGAAGAGCUACAGGUCACCGUGGCAAAGGACCUACAAGAAGAACAAGAAAGCAAUCUGGGAAGAAGAAGAUAACUAUUGCAAAUUCGUGAAGGAAAAAUUAACGAAACGAAGAAUAUUAGAUUUGGUUGAUGCUUCAAUUUUUGAUUUUUUGAUACAGAAUGGCGAUAGGCACAAUUACGAAACACUGCAUGAAAAUGUUGUUUUAAUAGACAAUGGGAAAGGUUUUGGGAACCCUAACAUAUCACAUUUGGACAUUUUAGCCCCUUUAUAUCAAUGCUGCAUGCUCAGAAGUGCGACUUUGAAGAAACUGUUGAAUCUGGCUGGGGGUCAUUUGAGAAAAAAAAUUGAACUCAUGCCUGAUAUACACCAGUUGCUAAUUAGUGACCAUCUCAAGGCUGUGGAGGAACGACUGAUGAUCGUUUUUGCUACUAUUGAAUAUUGUAAAAAUCACGCCAAAGUUGAAUAAAAAAUGGACCUCUCA
Messenger RNA from Tribolium madens (black flour beetle), 1323 nucleotides. Its product is annotated as glycosaminoglycan xylosylkinase homolog. NCBI's taxonomy places the organism in Eukaryota, Metazoa, Arthropoda, Insecta, Coleoptera, Tenebrionidae. Gene Ontology annotation, cellular component: Golgi apparatus. Gene Ontology annotation, biological process: protein phosphorylation. The record is from RefSeq and is a predicted model, not a curated record. The transcript has 4 exons. Gene Ontology annotation, molecular function: phosphotransferase activity, alcohol group as acceptor. The coding region runs from base 94 to 1308 and encodes 404 amino acids.